AUGAAGCCACUACAAAACUGCAGUACAUGCGUUGAUAAUAGCUCCUUGGAGGGGUUCAAUGGUACACUACAGAGUCAGUUUUCGGAGUUUGCACAAUGGUUAGACUACUGCAACACCACUCUCACGAGCAGUAGUGAGCAAUCACGAGUACAAAGCCUCCUCGCCAAAGAAUCAGAUUUACUUGCCUCCGCGCUGUCCCUGAGUUCCCAGAUUGCUUCUCUUGGAAUUAAUUCCAGUCUGGCAACCGCAACCGCGGUACAAUCCAGUACGUUCUUAACAACAACAUCGGGAUCGCAAGGCCCGGUUACCGUUUAUGCCACACAGACGGGGAGUGGCUCGGGGGAUAUCGCGGGUAGUAAAAGCAGCUCCAAUGCUACUACUAUUGCGCCCGCCGUCGUGGUGCCUGUAGUAGCUGUUGCGAUCAUAGCAGUGCUUGGAACCUUCUUUGUGCGCCGCCGGCGGCUUCGAAAAAUCAAGGACAGCAAUUCCGAUAGCCAACCUCCCAUGGAUGAUAAACCCCAGUUGCAUGCGGAUGAAUUUCGACCAGAGCUUGAGGGAUCGGAUCGCGGUGUCGCGCUUGGACAGAACGUACCCCCGGCCGAAUUGCCUGCACGAGAAGAGGUGGCUCGCGAAAUGGAUUCGAAGGGCUAG
This is a messenger RNA of Penicillium waksmanii, 651 nucleotides long. RefSeq lists its product as uncharacterized. The record is from RefSeq and is a predicted model, not a curated record. NCBI's taxonomy places the organism in Eukaryota, Fungi, Ascomycota, Eurotiomycetes, Eurotiales, Aspergillaceae. The transcript has a single exon. Bases 1 to 651 code for a protein of 216 amino acids.